Messenger RNA from Enterobius vermicularis (human pinworm), 315 nucleotides. The record is from the annotation of a GenBank genome assembly. NCBI's taxonomy places the organism in Eukaryota, Metazoa, Nematoda, Chromadorea, Rhabditida, Oxyuridae.
AUGAACCAGUUUGGAAGUGAGCGAUUAGGCCAGAUGCGCUCGCCACAAGACGGUUACCGUUCCUCCGGUCAAAAAUCCAAAAACAAAUUCUCUCGAGAAAGUGAUAUUGAUAGUUAUGAAUCUGAAAGAUGGAAACCAAGACCUAACCAAAACGGACCAAGUCCCAAUGACUUCCCUUAUUACAACCGACCUCCACACUACGGCCAACCUCCAUAUCAAGACGAAUACCCGUUCCACGACCCACCUCCGCACCAUGGUGGAAAUCCACAUUACGGUGGACCCUCAAAUGACGGCGGACCCUCAAAUGACGGCGGA